Messenger RNA from Thecamonas trahens ATCC 50062, 1080 nucleotides. RefSeq lists its product as uncharacterized. The coding region runs from base 1 to 1080 and encodes 359 amino acids. NCBI's taxonomy places the organism in Eukaryota, Apusomonadida, Apusomonadidae. The record is from RefSeq and is a predicted model, not a curated record. The transcript has 2 exons.
AUGGGGAACGAGGUCGGGCUAGCAGAGUCAACAGACGGCCACGGACCAGUGGCAAAAGAGAGCGAGACGGACGUGAUACUCAUCCCCACUCAUAUCACUGACGACAAUCUGUUUGAUCUCUCGUCGACGUCAUCGGCAGACGUCGUCGAUCCGCCUGAGCUCCCCGCUCCAGUCCGCCCGCGCUCGGCCACCUCGGACUCGAUCGUCACCGCCAGUACCCACUCGGACGCAAAGCCGCGCCUCUCCAUCCGCUCCACCUUUACCUCGCGAUGGCGCGCUGCAGCCUCAGCCUCGGACGCCCUGGUCGCGCAAGCUGCCGUCGCCGAUCGCGAGCGCCGUGCUUCGGACGCGCUCGAGCUCCGCCGCGCCGCGCACGCCGCAUCAGAGGCCGCUGCCCGCCACGCCUCCAUCGCCGCCAUCCGCGCCUCUUCGCGUGCCUCGGGCCUCGCCUCCUCGCGCUCGUCCUCGCUCGCCUCGGCCUCGCUCGCCGCCGCCGUCCGCGUCGACAUAGCCGAGCGCAAGAUGGUUGCUGCAAAGAUGGCGCGAUGGAAGAAGAGGGCUCUCGCCCUCCGCGCCGCUCAGAACGAGGCAUCACGCGCUGCGAGCAAACGCGCCGUCGCCGAGGCCGAGUCCGCCGCUCGCGCACGCAACAAAGCCGUCGCUUGCUCCGCCCGCUCCGCCCGCUCCCGCCGCGCCCGCGAUAAGGCCGCCCGCGAGGCUGCCGCCCUCCACCGUGCUCGCGAGAUCAAGACUCGCGUCCGCCUUGCUCGCGUCGCCCGCGACAUUGAAGGUGCCCAGCAGCGGUCCGCCUUUGAGCGCACGCGCGGCAAGGAUGCCCUCGCCGUACUAUCCCCAGGCAGCGGCCCCGCUGCCAUCGCUGCGGCUAUUCGCGCCGCAGACGCAUGUGCUGCAUCCUCUCGCAUCGCCAGCAUCCGCGCUCGCGUCGCCGCUGAUAGACCCGACCCCUGCGACGCCCUUCCGCCCACCGCUGACCUCGCGUCGGCAUACCGUCGCCAUCGCGAGCGAGAUGUCCGUAUCACUGCCGCCCUCAAGGCACCAACCGACCCGAUCGACCUCUAA